This is a messenger RNA of Sceloporus undulatus (fence lizard), 4409 nucleotides long. RefSeq names its product twinfilin actin binding protein 2 (gene TWF2). Gene Ontology annotation, biological process: regulation of lamellipodium assembly; positive regulation of neuron projection development; barbed-end actin filament capping. NCBI's taxonomy places the organism in Eukaryota, Metazoa, Chordata, Lepidosauria, Squamata, Phrynosomatidae. The record is from RefSeq and is a predicted model, not a curated record. Gene Ontology annotation, cellular component: actin filament; myofibril; cytoplasm. Gene Ontology annotation, molecular function: actin filament binding; actin monomer binding.
UUCUGUGAGAGUCCAUACUUCACUAUACAGCGUCUGUUAGUAGAAGUGAAAUUACCUUUUUGGGGAAAAAUUGUUCUUGCCAUCCUUUUCUUUUCUUUUUCUUUCCCCCACACUAAUUUGUCUUGUGUCAAAGAGUGGAAUAACAUUUGGGUUGCCUUUUCAAAUCCUGAUCAACAUGUUUCUGAUUCUUUUAGCCACUACGGAAUUAAAAGAUUUUUUUGCCAAGGCUCGGAAUGGUUCGAUCCGCCUCAUCAAGAUAGUCAUUGAAGAUGAGCAGUUGGUGCUUGGAGCCUACAAAGAGCUCUCUCGGCGGUGGGAUAAGGACUACGACUCCUUCGUUUUGCCGCUGCUAGAUGAACUGCAGCCAUGUUACAUUCUCUAUCGCCUGGACACCCAGAAUGCACAGGGCUACGAAUGGCUUUUUAUCUCGUGGUCACCUGACAACUCUCCUGUUAGACUGAAGAUGCUCUAUGCAGCAACCAGAGCAACAGUGAAGAAAGAGUUUGGAGGUGGACACAUAAAAGAUGAACUUUUUGGAACAGUUAAGGAAGAUGUUUCACUCAACGGUUACCAGAAGCAUGUGUCGUCCUACUCUGCUCCAGCUCCUCUGACUGCAGCUGAACAAGAGCUUCAGCAAAUCCGCAUCAAUGAGGUCAAGACUGAAAUCAGUGUAGAAAGCAAACACCAGACCCUUCAGGGACUGGCUUUUCCUUUGCAACCAGAGGCACAGCAGGCCAUUCACCUACUCAAGCAGAAAAAAAUCAAUUACAUCCAGCUGAAGCUGGACCUGGAGCGGGAGACCAUAGACUUGGUCCACACGAAUGCUACUGAGAUAGCAGACCUACCUAAAAGAAUUCCACAGGAUUCUGCCCGUUAUCACUUCUUUCUGUAUAAGCAUUCUCAUGAAGGAGAUUACCUGGAGUCAGUUGUGUUUAUCUACUCGAUGCCUGGUUACAAAUGUAGCAUCAAGGAGCGAAUGCUGUACUCCAGCUGCAAGAGCCGGCUGCUUGACACUGUGGAGCAAGAUUUCUGCUUAGAGAUUGCAAAGAAGAUUGAAAUUGAUGAUGGAGCUGAGCUGACAGCAGAGUUCUUAUAUGACGAGGUCCACCCCAAGCAACAUGCUUUCAAGCAAGCCUUUGCCAAGCCCAAGGGGCCUGUGGGGAAAAGAGGACAGAAGCGGCUUAUCAAAGGACCAGGCGAGAAUGGAGAAGAGAGUUAAACCCCAGUGGACAGAAGGACAGGGGUCAGGAAAAUGGGCUGUGAAGGUCUAUCAGCCUCCAGAGUUGCAGCUCCAACCAAAUCCACCCCUUGGCAUCUGAGUCUGUCCAUUGAACUCCAGAGCUCUUUCCCCUCCACCUCUUCUUUCAGAGUCAUGUCCACCUGAUUUCAUGCUGUGGAAGCAAAGAGGGAGAACUGUCAGGCUUGUCUUCUCUUCCCUUUUGCUCUAUUGUGUAAAUUCUGGGGAGGGCAUGUAGGGAGGGGACCCCAAUUGUUCUAGUUUGAAAUGACUCUUUAAAAUUGAAGCUCCUGUUACUUCUUAGUCUGUGACCUGGUUUACUUGGGAUCUGUGCUAGAAAACUCAAUUUUGUCUGAGGAAGUUGUCUACGUGCAAAGAGCAAGAUCUGCCUUCCUUCAUGUAAACUACUCACAUGUUCUUUUCUCUAUUGGCUUAUUGUUGCUCCUCUGUCACAAGGAAAAUAGAAGAAAAAACACCACCACACUAUCAAUAAUCUUUGGAAUUCUGCUACCAUUAAUUCCAUUCCCUUGCCAAGGCAGGUUUGUUUGCCUAGGAGCCAAGUCAAUAUUAUUAUAUUUUUUGAGGAUUAAGAGGGGAGUAUAUUCAAGGGGUGAAUGUGGUCUCCCUGUGUCUCUCCCCCUGACACUUUUUAUUAUUUUCUUUUUUUAGUUUGAGCCUAUGGAUUUACUGGGGAAGGGAUUACAGAGGCUAGUGGAGUUUUCUCAAAAAGGCAGAGGCAUGUUGCUGGCCUGCAUUAAUGCUGCUCUCUCCCUUGCUAGCUAAAGAAGAGGCAGGGCUCCUAAGAACUACAUUCAUUUUAUUACUGAUUCAUCCAAACAUUCUAUUCCAGUCCUUUCUGUCUAGCUUUGAGUGAAUUUCCAUCACAGAUUCCCAGGUGGGGCCUAGAUUUCUUGUUAAAGAGGUUGGCUUAUUGUCUGCCUUAUUCCUUUUUAUAAAGCUAUGUAUUGGAGACCAGUUGAUUUAAUCCUGGUUUCUGCCCACCCCACCCCAACUCAUUUGGAUGGCUCAGGCUUUGUGUUACUGGCACACCUGAAGAGAAGACAAGAGGCACUUAGAAACAAGUGUAAACCUCUGUCCUGUUGACAUAUCUUUGUCUUUAGAAAGGUCAAGGCUCCAUCCAUUUUCACAUCAUCCUGAUAAAUUGUUCCUGAUAAACUGCUUUUUUGUGACAGUGAGGCAACCAUUUUAUAGAGGUAGUCUGCUUUACCAUACAUGACCCUGCCAGCUUUCAGCCUGAUGCGGCAUUAACAUACUGAGAUUAUUCUCUGACUUAGUGAGAAAAUGUGGGCCUGAACAGCCUGUUCUCAAGCUAGACGCUUCCAUAUAGUGCCUCUAAUGGGGAUUGUAUGUGAACAAGGUGAAGCCAUCCAGUUUUUUGGCCCACUGAGAUGUUUGCUCAGGUGUUGGUCAAUACACACACACAGCCGAGUCUAUGGUUGUUCCAAUACUGGCUGACUCCAGUUCAGAACCUCACAUGUAUUGUAGCUCUACAAUAGAGUUUUGCCCAGCCAAAGGGGAUGCUGGCACUUUCACAGGUCGUUGAACACUGAUUGGGUUGUAUUCCAUGUGGAGUGUACUUUGCCUGCAGGGUUGUUCAUUUCCUGUGAUAGAUGUUGUUUACUGAAAACAAUUGUUGUAAAUCUGUUUCACCCAGGUGGAAGGAAGGGGAUAGCUUACAGAAUGAGAAUCUUACUCAUGUUCCAAAGUGAUUGGAGCAGCAGAUUGGAAGGAGAAAGGAAUUGCAGGGGGUGGGGGAAGCCUUGUCAGUCUGCUCUGAAGGCAUUUAAAGGAGUGGAUACUGACCCAAACUCCCACAAGAUUCUUGCCCCAAAUUUGAUCUUACUUAGGGACAUCUGAAAAUAAGCGAAAUAAAUGUGUUUUUAAAUUGUUUUUGUGUGCCAUCAAGUCAUUUCUGACUUAUGGCAACUCUAAGGUGGGCAGAAUCUGUUCAGAAGGAGUUUGUCCUUGCCUUCUUCUGAAGUGGGUUUCCAUGGCUGAGGGUAGAUUCAAACCCUUGUCUCUCCAUGUCCUAGUCCAAUGUUCAAACUGCUGUAUCACACUGGCUCUCUUUUAAAAUAUAAAGUCAGUGUAUUUUGUAUUGUAAAGGUUUCAGUAGAACCACAUAAUUGAAGCAGCAAAAUAUUGAGGAAUUUUUCUUAAUCCUGGGCUUGCUGUAGUACAUUCAUUUUGGGAGUGGAAGCAACAGGGACUUGAAUUUUUAAAAAAGAAGCCUGGCUUUCUCCCAUCUUUGAAACAGAUCUUGGAGAAGUUGUAGAGGGUGGGGUAUAACUACCAGAAGCCUAGGAGACUUGGGAGUUUUAGUUUUUAAAAAAACUUUUCCAAGCUCUGGUUCAAAGCAUUAUACACUACACCACGUUCAGAGUAAAAAUUGUUUUUUAAAAAACAAAACAAAGCCACGAAUUCAGAGAAGAAAUCUAGAUGUCAGCUCUCCCUCAGAUUGUGUGCUCACCUGUUCUGCCAUCUUGAAUGAUCUAUCUUACAUUUAGGACUUCCUUCACUAUGCUUUAGAAAUGGUCAGUUCUUGUUUUCAAUAUUUGGUGUCAAGAAGAAGACAAAGGAGUUGGAUCAAAAUUUGGUUCUAACCAGCAUGGGUCUUUAGUAGGCAUGCUUCAGGUUCAAAUAGGCAUAAUGAAAGAAUCUUUUGGUCAUGGUAGUAGGGGAGGCUUUGUGUUUUUAUUAAUUUUAUAACCAAAAUAUUCCAAGGUCACAGUCACCCUCAAAAACCUCCCUAUAACACUUCACUGUGUUCUUUCCUCACUUGGUUUAUCCCUGCCCUGCUUCUUUCAUGAGAUCGAGGCAACCUUUUUAAGGAGGAAUUGUGUUCUAGGGCUUUCAGGCUGCAGUCUUAUUGGGAUGUUACAGCCAUGUAUUUCUACAUCUCUAUACUGGAUUUUUGUUAGCUGCUUUCAAGUCGAUCUCAACUCAUGGCAACCCUGUGAAUGAGCUGUCCCCAAGCCCCCAUCCUCUACCUCCCUGCUCAGGACCUGCAGUCUCAGGCCUAUGGUCUCUCUGAUUGAGUCUAUCCAUCUGACAUGUGGUCUUCUUCUCUUCCUACUUCCCUCCACCCUCUCCAGCAUCAUUCUUUUCUAAUGAGUCAUGCUUUCUCAUUAUGUGACUGAAGUAUGACAGC